CCAGGGUUUGGGCAGAGGGUUCUGUAGGAAUGACUGCCCUAUCUCUCUCAUGACUAGUGCCUGAGCACUAUCCCUCCAGGGGGCCAGGAUGGAGGAGCCAGCAGGGAUGGCGGAAAGCCUGGGGGGGUUCUGGGUUUUGGGCCAGCUCAAGGUCGGGGUCUGGGGGAGGAGUGUCCACCAGAGCUGCCACCCACUCACUGCCUGUGACUCUGAAAUCUUCACCUAGAAGCCCAUUGAGACCCCCCAACUCCCCACUGAGACCCUCAGCCCACCAAGACCCCUCAGCCCAGGCUCCAAGCCUCAGAAUGGUCCUCAGCAGUCCCUGAUGAGGCUGGCUGGUCCCCAUGCUUUCCUUGUGCCUGUCACAGCCACUCAGCAGGCGAGAGGGCAGCUGGGCCGACACUCACCUGUGCCCCCUUCACCAGACCCAAGUUGGGGAUCAGGUCUCAGCCCUCUGGGCCCCCCUGCCUGCUCCAGGUGAGCACCUGCGGGUCUGCCCUCAGAGUUACACCUGCUGCACCAGCGACAUGGAGGAGAACCUGGCCAACCGCAGCCGCGCCGAGCUGGAGAGCGGGCUCCGUGACAGUGGCCGGGCCCUGCAGGCCACCCUCUCCACCCAGCUGUGGGCCAUGGACGACUACUUCCAGCGCCUGCUGAACGGCUCAGAGCGGGCACUGCAGGACGCCUUCCCCAGCGCCUUCGGGGACCUGUACACACAGAACACCAAGGCCUUCGGCGACCUGUACGCCGAGCUGCGCCUCUACUACCGCGGCGCCAGCCUGCAGCUGGAGGAGACUCUGGCUGAGUUCUGGGCCCGCCUGCUCGAGCGCCUCUUCAAGCAGCUGCACCCCCGGCUGCUGCUGCCCGACGACUACCUGGACUGCCUGGGCAAGCAGGCCGAGACCCUGCAGCCCUUCGGGGACGCCCCGCGUGAACUGCGCCUGCGCGCCACCCGCGCCUUCGUGGCCGCACGCACCUUCGUGCAAGGCCUGGGUGUGGCCAGCGACGUGGUCCGGAAGGUGUCCCAGGUCCCCCUGAGCCCCGAGUGUUCGAGGGCCGUCAUGAAACUGGUCUACUGUGCCCACUGCCUGGGAGUGCCUGGCGCCCGGCCCUGCCCCAACUAUUGCCACAACGUGCUCAAAGGCUGUCUGGCCAACCAGGCCGACCUGGAUGCUGAGUGGAGGAACCUUCUAGACUCCAUGGUGCUCAUCACCAACAAGUUCUGGGGCCCAUCGGGUUCGGAGUCUGUCAUCAGCAGCGUGCACAUGUGGCUGGCCGAGGCCAUCUCUGCCCUCCUGGACGGCAAGGACAGCCUCACAGCCAAGGUCAUCCAAGGCUGCGGGAACCCCAAGGUGAAUCCCCAGGCCGCUGGGCCAGAGGAGCAACGCCGCCGGGGCAAGCUGGACCUGCAGAAGCACCCCACGAACGAGCUGGAGAAGCUGGUCUCCGAGGCCAAGGCCCAGCUCCGUGACGUGCAGGACUUCUGGGUCAGUCUCCCAGGGACGCUGUGCAGCGAGAGGGUGGCUGUCAGCAUGGCCAGUGACGACCGCUGUUGGAACGGGAUGACCAAGGGCCGGUACCUACCAGAGGUGAUGGGGGACGGCCUGGCCAACCAGAUCAACAACCCCGAGGUGGAGGUGGACAUAACCAAGCCGGACAUGGCCAUCCGGCAGCAGAUCAUGCAGUUGAAGAUCAUGACCAACCGGCUGCGCAGCGCCUACAACGGCAAGGAUGUGGACUUCCAGGACGCCAGUGAGUGGCAGCGAUGGAGGGCGGGGCUGACGGGAGGGCAGGGCCUGUGA
Molecule: messenger RNA, 1802 nt
Organism: Echinops telfairi (small Madagascar hedgehog)
Lineage: Eukaryota; Metazoa; Chordata; Mammalia; Afrosoricida; Tenrecidae
Gene: GPC1
Product: glypican 1
Exons: 8
Coding region: 345-1802 (485 amino acids)
Biological process (GO): negative regulation of fibroblast growth factor receptor signaling pathway; cell migration; regulation of protein localization to membrane
Cellular component (GO): extracellular region; cell surface; plasma membrane
Molecular function (GO): fibroblast growth factor binding
Source: RefSeq, a predicted model, not a curated record